Messenger RNA from Alternaria alternata, 1752 nucleotides. RefSeq lists its product as hypothetical. Bases 169 to 1536 code for a protein of 455 amino acids. Gene Ontology annotation, biological process: fungal-type cell wall (1->3)-beta-D-glucan biosynthetic process. Gene Ontology annotation, molecular function: 1,3-beta-glucanosyltransferase activity. Gene Ontology annotation, cellular component: fungal-type cell wall; cytoplasm. The transcript is spliced from 2 exons. Lineage: Eukaryota; Fungi; Ascomycota; Dothideomycetes; Pleosporales; Pleosporaceae. The record is from RefSeq and is a predicted model, not a curated record.
GCCUACCUUUUUCUAAUCGCAACUUCUUACACUCGUUUCACGGGAGUUGCAUUCUUCAAAGACUGUAUUUGUUUACUUGACGAUCCGACAAUCGCUUUAUAACAAUCGCUCACACCAAUUGUCCAUACGCCCGCCCACCGUAAUAUCAUCAACUCACACACGACCAUCAUGAAGACCUUUGCCAUCGCCGCCGUUCUCGCGGCUUCCGCUGCGGCCACCCCUACUGCCGCUGUCCAGAAGCGCGCCAUCACCCCCGUCACUGUGAAGGGAAAUGCUUUCUUUGCUGGCAACGAGCGUUUCUACAUCCGUGGUGUUGACUACCAGCCCGGUGGCGCUUCCGAUGCGAAGGACCCCAUCGCUGACGAGGCUGGCUGCAAGCGCGACAUUGAGAAGUUCAAGGAGCUCGGUAUCAACACCGUCCGCAUCUACACUGUCGACAACAGCGCCAACCACGACACCUGCAUGGGUCUCCUCGCCGAUGCCGGAAUCUACCUCGCUCUCGACCUCAACACCCCCAAGUACUCCAUCAACCGUGCCGAGCCCCAGAAGUCGUACAACAAGGUCUACUUGCAGAGCAUCUUCGCUACCGUCGAGAUGUUCGCAAAGUACGACAACACACUGUUGUUCUUCUCCGCCAACGAGGUCAUCAACGACGACAAGACCACCAACUGUGCUCCUUACGUCAAGGCUGUCACCCGUGACAUCAAGUCCUACAUGAACGCUCGCGGUCUCCGCAAGAUUCCUGUCGGUUACUCUGCCGCUGAUGUCGAGAGCAACCGCUACGAGAUGGCCGACUACAUGAACUGUGGUGACGAUGCCGCUCGCAGCGACUUCUUCGGUUUCAACGACUACUCUUGGUGCGACCCGUCUUCCUACACCACCUCUGGUUGGGACCAGAAGGUUCAGAAGUUCGGCAACUACAGCAUCCCUAUCUUCCUCUCCGAAUACGGCUGCAACAAGGGAACCCGAAAGUUCGAGGAGGUCAAGUCUCUCUACAGCACCGACAUGACCGGCGUCUACUCUGGAGGUCUCGUCUACGAAUACUCCCAGGAAGACUCCAACUACGGACUUGUUGAAAUCAACGGCGACUCCGUCACUGAGCGCGACGACUUCAAGGCCCUCAAGGAGGCUUUCUCUUCCACCAAGAACCCCACUGGCGACGGUGGCUACAAGUCCAACGGCCAGCCCGCCACUUGCCCCGACCAGUCCAAGACCUGGGAUGUCACCAUGAAGAGCGACGAGCUCCCUGCUGUUCCCUCUGGCGCCAACGACCUUUUCAAGAAGGGUGCUGGCGACGGCCCUGGUCUCUCCGGCUCUGGCUCCCAGCAGGCUGGUUCUUCCGAGACCAACCUCGCCGGUGCUGGUGACGGUGCUGUCACCUCCGGCGGUGUCGUUCCCAGCUCCACCGGUGGUGCCAGCGCUUCCGGCUCUGCUGGUGCCGCUGCUUCCGUCCGCCCCGAGUUCAGCUUCGCUCCUCUCGUCUGCGGUGCCGUUGUCCUCGCCUCCUCGCUCUUCGGCGGUGCUCUUAUCUUGUAAGAGUGUUUUGCUACGAUAGAGCUUCGAGUGUUUCUUUCCGCUUCAACAUGUAUACCCUCUUUUUGGGUUUCGGUCGGAUCGAGUAAUGCAACGACCCAGCGCGGGCAACGUUAUUGUGAUAGAUUUGGCUUCUGUUUAACUCAAGUCGCAUAGUGUGGUUUCGGGACCGACUUUUGAUGGGAGUUGGUCGGACUUUUGUUCGACUUGGCGUCCUGC